ACGCCCCUAUGAUGGUAGGCGGGCGGCGCGGGGAUUUAUUAUGCCUAGCAUCCAGACGUACCGUGCGGAAUAUAAAUGCAUUUCCCCCAAAACUGACUACUGACUAGACUCUCCAUUUAUUGUUUACGUGCCAAAAACACCGUUUGGUUAUUUCGUGUUUAUUCUGGAAAAUCAUAGAAAUGGUGAAUGUUUGUGCUAUUGCUGGUUGUUCAAAUACACAUAAACAUGAGGGUGUUAGCUUCCACCAAUUUCCCUCGGAUCUCAAAAGGCGGGAGAUUUGGACGAAACAAGUGCAAACGACCAGAGCAAACUGGUCGGGCCCUUCCGCGCACAGUAAAAUUUGUAGCGAUCAUUUUGAGACAAGCUGCUACGAAGAUCACAGUUUGUACUUAUCGUUUGGCUUAAAAAGAAAGCGUGCAUUGAAGCCCGAUGCAUACCCAACAAUAUUCCCUGGGGACAAGGCGAAUUCGACACCGCUAGAUCCGCCGACCAGUGAAAGGGUUCGAACUUUAAUUGAGGCUUUUCCUAGGAUUAGACCAAGGGAACAGCACAGCUCUGUUGACAAACAAGAUACCGAGGAAGCAUCUGUCAAUAAGUGUGAGAGUGGAACUUGUACAGAUAACAAGGCCACAUGUCCCUUGCAAACUGUGCAUAAUAAAGACGAUAAGGAAAAUGACCUUUCUCAGCAAAUCAGCCACGAAACAAAAGCAGGAGCAAAACAGCCAUGCGUGACCAACAACCAGCACAACACUGUACCUGAAUCUGAGCUUCAGGCUCCAGACAAUGAUCUAUUGUCAUCAUCCACCAAUCAGCAGGAACACACAGCCACUAGCGGAACGGUACAUCUCGUGGUCGACGAUAAUGUGGUCCCUUUGGUAACUUCACCACUGCCUAAUGUAAAGGUGGUGUAUUUAAUAAAGCCAAAAGCUCAGGGACACAACAGUGAGAGCAGAUUCCAACAGCAACAGCAAGUGUCCCAACAGCAAGUGAUUUUCCCAGGACAAAGUAGACUUGUAUCAAACCCAGGGUGGAUAAGAAUAGAAUCAGUUGAACACCUUCAGGAGAAUCCUCAAGAUUCCGAGAGUAAUACAGAAACUCAAAAAUCAGUACUUGAAUGGGAGCAACAGAUUCGCCAAGGAUGUCAAACUCAUCCUGGACUUGUGUCAAAUGCAGGCAAGAUCAAGAUAGGCACAGAUGAACAGCUUCCGGUAGUUCAAGUUAAACAGGGGAGUUCUCCGGAGUUCCAGAAUGAUAACGGAAAUCAACAACCACUACUUCAAGAGAAGCAGCAGAUCCUUCCAGAAGGUCAAAUUGAUCCUGGACUCGUAUCUAAUCAAAGAAACAGCAAGACAGACUCUGUUGAAGAGCUUCCGGUAGUAAAAGUGAAACAGGAGCCUUCUGUGGAUUCCAAGAAUGAUAUGCAUGUAGGCUGUCCACAGCCAGUACUUCAGGAGAAGCUGAAUGUUUGCCAAGAAGCUCAAACGGACAGUGGACUUGGAUGGAUCAAGACUGAACCGUUGGAACAAGUCACGGAUGCUGGACUAGGGAAUGACCUCAUUUUCUUAACCAGUACCGGAGACGAAGUCAAGGUGGAUCUCUGUGCUGAAGGAAGGAACAAGGAUAGGAACGAUGCAGAAGUAUUUGUGAAACAGGAAUUUAUUGAAGAAGAGAAAACGUCAGAUAUCGGUGUUGAUCACAGAAAGGAGGAUAUGAUCGAUUACUUUCAGUUUCAGCAAGUAGACCAGACUUCUGAAGACUAUGAAAAUGCAGAGAUGUCAAAAGAUGAUAAGGAAGAAGAUAAGAAAGAAGAAGAUGAUGAUGGAGAUGGAGAUGAUGAUGAAGCUAAUGAUGAUAUGGAGAUGGAGGAGGAUUCCAGUGAUGAAGACUACGUCCCAUAUGUCAAAGGUCGUACACCCAAAGCAAAGUCACGAGCACGGCACAAGAAACCGAAGACAAAGUCUUACAGCUUUCGACAAGAUGUAAAACUUUCCAGACUUCCAGUGACUUACGAGUGCAAGACGUGUCAAGAGAGGUUCGUAGAAGCCGAAAGCAUGAGAAUGCAUUACACCAAGACCCAUCUGAACACCGACAAGCAAAACGACUCGGCGGGGAAUGGACCUUCAUUGUCUCUACAGGGCGACAUUCGUGAAAUAGCAGUGAUAUUGAAGCAGUGCUGGCAAUGUGAAGACUAUGUUGAGAACAUGCAGAGACAUGUGAAAAGUCACAGUUUUCACAACUUUGUAUGUGAGGUGUGCGGACGUGGGUUCUCAAAUCCCAAAUACUUACGUCGCCACCGAGAGACCCACAAAGCCAAGGAGGACAGGAAACUACACAAAUGUCCUGAAUGCGAUAAGGCAUUUGUCACCAAAAGCCUUUUCAGUAAUCACGUUGAAAAAAAGCGCUGCAAAAACGCUUCAAAACAUGUCUGCGAACAGUGUGGGAGACAGUUCGGUAAAUUACAUCAUCUGACCACACACAAACUUAUCCACUUGGAGGAAAAGCCGUUCAAGUGCUCCGAAUGUGGGCGGGGUUUCAGCCAAAGGGGUAAUAUGAAUCUGCAUAUGCGGACGCACACAGAUGUUAGGCCCUAUCAGUGCCAGAUCUGUCAGAAGGGCUUCAAACACAACGUUAGUCUGAAAAAUCACCAGAAAAACCACCACGGUAUGGACUGGUGGAAGGACAAACAAAACGAGAAAGUUGGCUGAAAUUGUUCCCA
Messenger RNA from Patiria miniata (bat star), 2716 nucleotides. RefSeq names its product zinc finger and SCAN domain-containing protein 12-like. The coding region runs from base 180 to 2705 and encodes 841 amino acids. Gene Ontology annotation, biological process: regulation of DNA-templated transcription. Lineage: Eukaryota; Metazoa; Echinodermata; Asteroidea; Valvatida; Asterinidae. The transcript has 3 exons. Gene Ontology annotation, molecular function: RNA polymerase II cis-regulatory region sequence-specific DNA binding; DNA-binding transcription factor activity, RNA polymerase II-specific. The record is from RefSeq and is a predicted model, not a curated record.